AUGAAGCACAAGCGGCUGAUCUCCUGCAUCGGGUACGCCUGGCGAACUUCUCGUGAGUUGAAUGUUCCUGCGCUCAGCAAUCAUUUGAAUGCAGCCCUGCAAGCCUUGAGGAUGCAGUGCCCCAGCGCUUGCCACCUUCAUUCCAGGAGUGCUGAUAUACGGCGAACAAUUUCCAUAUUCGACGCCCUUGUACCCACCAAAGAUGAAGGCGUGCAAGCGGAUGCUGGCCGAUCUUCUGGUGAUAGGGUAAUGGACGACGUUCCCAUGGCCCAUGAUGUGGAGACCCAAACAGAGACAGAAAUCAUCACAAGAGCACAGUGCGAGCAAAUCAUGCAAAAUUUGCAAUGUCAAUUCGAGGCGGCCGCGGAGAAGUGGCGAGAGACAAUGUUGAUGCAAGAUAACCUCAUCACGAAACUUCAAGAUGAUGUUUGUCGGCUGACUGCUGAGCGAGAAGCCAAUGUGCCCAUCCAGCAUGAUGUCAACAUUAGCACGGGUCCAGGUAUUGCCAAUGAGUUUGCUACGGCAAGCGGCGGUAUGCAUCGGGCCAAUGGUCCUGCUCAGUCUUCGACGUUGCAGGAACUGCGAGAGCAACAUGAUGCAGAACGCAUGAGGCUCAAACAGCAGCGGCGCGAACAACGAAGCCGGGCCUGGGAAGGAGAAUCCACGACCAGACCGACCAAACCCAGUAUGGUUCGCAGUUCUGUUGAUUGA
Molecule: messenger RNA, 711 nt
Organism: Symbiodinium natans
Lineage: Eukaryota; Dinophyceae; Suessiales; Symbiodiniaceae
Source: the annotation of a GenBank genome assembly